Messenger RNA from Mangifera indica (mango), 3075 nucleotides. Its product is annotated as pentatricopeptide repeat-containing protein At1g30610, chloroplastic-like. Gene Ontology annotation, cellular component: chloroplast. The record is from RefSeq and is a predicted model, not a curated record. The transcript is spliced from 10 exons. Gene Ontology annotation, biological process: chloroplast organization. The coding region runs from base 1 to 2904 and encodes 967 amino acids. Gene Ontology annotation, molecular function: protein binding. NCBI's taxonomy places the organism in Eukaryota, Viridiplantae, Streptophyta, Magnoliopsida, Sapindales, Anacardiaceae.
AUGGGGUUGUUAAUUAUGAUGAAUGGCCAAAUGGGUAUUUCUAGUUCUGUAAAAAAUGAGACUUUUACUUUAGAUUAUUGGUGUCAAGGGUUUCCAUUAUUGAAAUCUUGCAAACCCCUUUUUGGUGCUCAUUUGAAGAGUAAGAAUGUGAAAAGGGUUAGAUGUGUUGUUGUGAGGAAGAGUUGUUGUGGGAGAAUUUAUGUUGUGGUGAAAGAACAGUCUGAUAAGAGGGUGGUUGGAAGUGAAGGUGGGGCUAUUGAGAAUGAGUUUGAGUUUAAGCCGUCUUUUAGUGAGUAUUUGAAGGCUAUGGAGUCAGUUAAAAGUAACCAAGGGAUGCAACAAGCUAGUAAGUUGGGUAGAGAUAGAAUGAGGGAUGUUUUAAAGGGAAAGUAUAUGUCAAAAACAGCGUGUUUAGGGAGAGAUGAUGAAACAGUUAAAUUGAUGGAUAAAAAAGUGAUUUCAAAAGAUGUUGGGUGUGAAGGGUUGGGUGGAAAUGGUGAUGGAGUAGCUCUGGGUGAAGGUGCUGAUAGAGGUAAGUUUCAUUGUGAGGGGAACCUAAUUAGAAAGACAAGGGAUAAAUUUAGUGGCAACAAGAGCUGGGUAGAUGCGAAGGUGAAGAGGACAUUGAAAGGGGAGAUAGAUGGUAGAAGAGGGUUGCAUUAUCAAAAUAAUACUAUAGAGCCAGAGUUAAAAGACUCUUAUGCUUUGAAGGGAAAGUAUAUGUCAAAAAUAGCAUCUUUGGGGAGAGAUGAUGAAAAGUUUAAAUUGAUGGAUGAGAAAGUGAUUUCGGAAGAUGUCAGGUGUGAAGAGUUGGAUAGAAAUGGUGAUGGAGUAGCUCGGGGUGAAGGUGCGGACAAAGAACCAGAGUUAAAAGACUCUUAUUCUGAUAAGGGUAAAAAGUUACAGAAAGCACGAGAUAAUCCUGUGGUAUUGCUCGAUGAUAAUGGGAGUGCUAGUAGUGGUAAUAUAACAGCAGGCCUAGUUCAUGACAAAAUUUCCUCAGAAAUGUUUGAAACAAAAGGGGAAAACUUUGAAAAGGACAAAGUUGCUGCUAGAAGCCAUGUUGUGAGGAAUCACAUCCAAGUUCAGAAAACUACUGAUGGUAAAUAUCAGCAGAGGAGUGAAAAAUUAACUUAUAGCAGAAACUGCUUCCCUGAAAAAGAUGAUGAAAGAAGUUGGGAGAUGGAAAGAGCUGCCUUCAAGUUUGUGGAAGAAGGAAAUGAUUUUAUGGGCAAGCCAAGAGUUGCACGGGUGGAUAUGGAGGAGAGAAUUCAGAAACUAGCAAGGCAGUUAAAUGGUGCAGAUAUUGAUGUGCCUGAGUGGAUGUUCUCUAAGAUGAUGCGGAGUGCGAGGAUCAGAUUUUCAGAUCAUUCUAUAUUGAGGGUUAUCCAGAUAUUGGGUAAAUUGGGAAACUGGAGGCGGGUUCUACAAGUAAUUGAGUGGCUGCAGAUGCGAGAACGCUACAAAUCCCACAGGCUCAAAUUCAUUUACACGACUGCAAUUAAUGUACUUGGAAAGGCAAGGAGACCUGCGGAGGCACUCAAUGUAUUUCAUGCAAUGCAGCAACAAAUGUCCUCAUAUUUAGACUUGGUGGCUUAUCACAGCAUUGCUGUCACUCUGGGACAGGCUGGGCAUGUUAGGGAACUUUUUGAUGUGAUAGAUACCAUGCGAUCUCUUCCCAAGAAAAAGUUCAGAACUGGAAUACUUGAGGGAUGGGACCCACAACCGGAACCUGAUAUUGUUGUCUACAAUGCGGUCUUAAAUGCUUGUGUCAAGCGGAAAAGCUGGGAAGGAGCAUUUUGGGUUUUGCAGCAAAUAAAAGAAAAAGGUCAGAAGCCUUCUUCUUCAACAUAUGGACUUGUUAUGGAGGUGAUGUUGGCAUGUGGCAAGUACAACUUGGUGCAUGAAUUUUUCAAGAAAGUGCUGGAGUCUUUUAUUCCAAAUGCUUUAGUAUAUAAAGGUAAAAUAGAUGAGGCUGUUUUGGCUGUUCAAGACAUGGAAAGACAAGGAAUUGUGGGCUCAGCUGCUCUUUAUUAUGACCUUGCAAGAUGUCUUUGUAGUGCUGGAAGGUGCCAAGAAGCACUAAUGCAGAUAGAGAAGAUAUGUAAGGUGGCAAACAAGCCUUUGGUGGUGACUUAUACUGGAUUAAUUCAAGCUUGUUUGGACUCUGGGAACAUUGAAAAUGCUGCUGAGAUAUUCAACCAAAUGAAGGAUUUCUGCUCUCUGAAUCUUGUUACUUGCAACAUAAUGCUGAAAGUUUAUCUGGAAAAUGGUUUCUUUGAGGAAGCAAAGAAGCUCUUCCAGCAGAUGUCUGAAGAUAGCAGCCAUUGUAGCCGGGAAACUGAUAACAGGGGUCUAGUGGUACCAGAUAUCUACACAUUCAACACCAUGUUAGAUGCAUGCAUUGUGGAGAAGAGAUGCGAUGAGCUUGAACAUGUAUUUAAAAAAAUGCUGCAGCAUGGAUUCCAUUUCAAUGCAAAACGCCAUGUCCGAAUGAUAUUGGAUGCUUCAAGAGCUGGAAGGGUAGAGCUACUGGAAACAACUUGGAAGCACCUUGCGCAGGUGAACCGGGCACCCCCACCUUCUCUCAUCAAAGAGCGGUUUCGAAUCUUUGUCAAGAAAGAAGACUACAUUUCUGCUCUUUCUUGUAUAACCAGUCAUCCAGUUAGUGAUCUGCCAGAGUUUUCCAAGAUUGCAUGCAUGAAUUUAUUCAAGGAAAUUUCUCGAGGUUUGAAGGACGAUACUCUUGUUCACUUAAUACACAAGGCAAGUAUCCGAACCACUGGAAUUGAUUCAACGAAUUCAGUUUUGCAUAAUCUUAUAUCAUCCUGUAAAGAAUUUUUGAGGACUCACAGCAGAGCUCCUAAAAUAAUAGGUAGACAAACUCUUAAUGCAGGUGCCUGAAACAUGGAAAAAUGUGUAUAUAUAUAUAUAUAUAUAUAUAUAUAUAUAUAUAUAUAAAACAAUAAAGCAUGAAUUGUCACCUUAUCAAGUGAUUUAAUAAUUCAUUAACAUGUACAUUCAUUGAAACGAGACAAGUUGUAGAUAUUGAAAUAAUAUUGUAACUACUGUACA